Messenger RNA from Schistosoma bovis, 1368 nucleotides. The record is from the annotation of a GenBank genome assembly. Lineage: Eukaryota; Metazoa; Platyhelminthes; Trematoda; Strigeidida; Schistosomatidae.
ACUCCAUGAUUGACAGUGAUACUGAUGAAUUUUCACAACAUGUAUCGUGUACAGUUGUACCUUAUGUAGAACAACAACCUGUAGCUGGUAUUGAAGUUUACUUCCUGAGACAAUUGGCUAAUCCUUUUCGUGUUGCCUGGACUCUUAUCAAGUUAGGCUAUGAACCAUUGGCACCAGUUCAGUUCAGUUCGCCUCUUGUUCUAUUUGGUUUAUCAUCUCCAAUUUAUGUCUAUCCGAAUUUCUUUAAGUAUACCUAUCAUUUAAUGAAAACAAUAGGUGUUUGGAAUGUGCUGUCAACAGGAUUGUUUGCAAAUGCUACACAUGAUUUUAUUGUGGAAAUAUUUCGUGCAGCGUUUAGACGAAGAACAAAUAUAUGGAUGCGAACAGAAAAUAAUUUUCACAAUAAAAAACAGAUCGUCAUUCAUACUACUACUAAUCAACAAACCAAUAAAGAAUUUCAGGCUGAACGACUUUUGGAAGAGUCAAGACUUUCAGUUUUCUUUGAAAGAUUUACUGAGAUAUUAUCACUGAAACUUUGGGAAGUCUUAGUCAGUCAUCCAUUUUAUGUGAUUACUGUUCGACAGAUUGCAGCUUUGAUUGGCAAGGAAACUCAGUAUACAUUUUUUCCUAUGGCUGUUCGAGCUGUUUAUCGUGAAAAUGGUAUUUUAGGAUUUUUCCAGGGUUUUAUACCACGUUUAAUUGGUGAAAUGAUUUUAACAUCAGCUUAUUAUUGUUCUUGUCGUCUGGUCAGAUUAUUAAUAUUUGGAUUAGGUAGAAGAUCUACUGAAAAUAUGAAUAUUUUACGUGUAUUAUUAUACUAUACAUUACAUAAUUAUACUUAUCCAUUUGAAUUAACCGGUUGUGUUAUGGCUGUACAUGGUGCAAAUUUAAUUGGUGCUACUGAAUCGAAUUCUUUUCAUCAUUGGUAUGAAUGUCAACGUUAUCUUAGUCAAAAUCAACAAUUAAUUCGUGGUUGGCGUCCAUUUCUACGAAGUCAUGUUCAACAAAUUCAUUUACCAAAAUUAAAAAGUUAAUUUCAUGAAUUUGUCUAUUAUUACAUAAAUAAUCUAUUGUAAAAAAAAACAAACAAACAAACAUCUUGCAAAGAUGUUUCAUUGUAUUAUUGUACUCCAUUCUUCUAGUCAAUAUGUUCAAUGUAAUUUUUGUAUAGUUUCCAUAUACAUUAGAAAAAAUUGAAUAAAGCUUGUAGCUGUGAUUAAAAUGAAAUUUUAUGCUCAUCCACCCCAUUCACUCUUCCCCAACUCCCCCAUCCCGAUUAUUAUUUAUGUUCUUUUAUUUCUGUAAACAAUAAUGGUAGUGGAUCAAGUAGUGAAUCAAGUUAUGUUAAUGAUUUAAGUAUUCCAGUCG